UUGUGUUCGCUCUUUCGGUGUAAUCCGCAUUCGAUCAAGCGAAUUGGUGGCGAUAUCACAUGAUAGUAAACCACAAAUGUGGGGAAGAUCGCCCAAUUUCCUACGAGUGAACUCAACCGAUCGGAACACAUCGUCUCUUUUCUCCCGAUCCCCCCAUUCACAACGUACCUUCAGUCAUGACAAGAGCUGCAGGCGCAUACAUACGCGCAGUUGCGCUCCAGUGUGCAGGACGCAGCAGGAUCGUUGCCUCACAGACUCAUCUUCGCAACUCACGACAAACACUCUCCACUCUUUCAGCGUCUCGUCGCAACAAUCUUUUGUCCCUGACUGCAACCCAGCAGCUCUCCUACAGUUCGACAUGCGCUGUGCUCAGGCCUUAUGCGUUCAAUAGCACUCCAUUAAUAUCCAGCAGGAUCCUCUCACUCACAAAUACCAGGCGCUGCAUGGCUACAGCAACGCCUGAGCCGGAUUUGAAGCAGGAAUUGAACCCCGCGGGUCCAAUGGCUGUUUAUAACGGCUUGCUGGCGCAGGGAUCCCUCAAGGCGGACGCCUACCAACGGACGAUUAUUGAGACGUUGCAGGAGAUGCACGAUCGACUCAUGGCGUACAACCCUGCACCGAUUGUCCACGGGGGAAAUGCACCGGAACAGGAGCACAAGAAACGUGGCGUUUUCUCCAAGAUCGCCAACAUGUUCAACAAAAAGGAAGAAGAAAGACUCGCCAGGGAGGCAGAGGAGAUUCGCAGGGCAGCCAUUCCAAAGGGACUGUAUCUCUACGGCAAUGUCGGCACUGGAAAGACGAUGCUCAUGGACUUGUUCUACAACUCUCUUCCCAGAUCGGAUAAGAAGCGCAUUCACUACCACAACUUUAUGCUUCAGUUGCAUGGACGGCUCCAUAAUCUGAAGAUGACGACCCAUAAACACAGCGAUGCCAUCCCCUUCCUGGCAGAUUCUCUGGCCAUGGAGAGCCGAGUGCUUUGUCUGGACGAGUUCCAAGUUACGGAUAUUGCGGAUGCGAUGUUGUUGCGGAGACUCCUGGAGGAACUUGUGGUGCAUCGCGGAGUAGUCCUAGUAACGACUUCGAACAGACAUCCCUCAGAAUUGUACAAGAAUGGAAUCCAGCGAGAAAGUUUUCUGCCGGGAAUUGCGGUUCUAGAGGAAAACUGCGUGGUCAAAUGUCUGGAUGGUGGAAUUGAUUACCGGAGAGAAAAGAAGACGUUUUUCCAGUCCGCAAAGCCCGUCGACAGGAGCAAGUUGAGCUCCUCGAGUGAUCUGCCAAAAAUCGUCCAACAACCUGUGAACCUGGUGGAGGAAAAGAGGUUCUUUUGGCCGUUGGGAUCGCAGACGAAAUCAGAGGUUGACGAAUACUUCAAGAAGAUCCGUAAUGGACACUCGGUACAGGAAAGACGAUUUAAUUUCCUGGGACGGGAGCUGGUGUUGCCACACACUGCAGGAAAUAUUGCUAUGUGCUCCUUUGAUGAACUUUGCGCCAGAUCUUUAAGCUCAGCAGACUAUUUGACCCUUGCAGGAAGCAUCGAUACCCUGAUCCUGACUGAUAUCCCAAAACUCAAGCCCACGACAUUACAUCGCAAUGAGACCCGUCGUCUGAUUACACUCAUCGAUGCGUUAUAUGAACUUAACGUAAAGCUGGUCUGUUCUGCAGAUGGUCCCAUCUCUGAGAUCUUUGGAGGUGGAUCGGGCGCACACUCGGCAGAUGAGGAUCCUUCGACCAUGGGACAGUUGACCCCGGCUCAGCGACAGAUGAUGGAUGAUCUGGGGCUGAACGACGUCUCGCAGGUCAAGAAGAGUCCCAUUUUUUCAGGUGAAGAGGAAAAGUUUGCGGUGCAGCGCGCAGAGAGUCGACUGAUCGAGAUGCAAGGACCAGGAUGGGGCCUUUAGAGCUGUGGACAGGAACUAGGUGUUAUGUGCAAAAAAAAGAAGGAUAGAAAAAAAAAAUCAUUAUUUAGAAACCAUCUCGCUGCCAGUAUAGACCUUGUUUUUAAAGAAUAUACCAUCCUUACCACAUG
Molecule: messenger RNA, 2026 nt
Organism: Gamsiella multidivaricata
Lineage: Eukaryota; Fungi; Mortierellomycota; Mortierellomycetes; Mortierellales; Mortierellaceae
Product: AFG1-like ATPase-domain-containing protein
Exons: 4
Coding region: 177-1898 (573 amino acids)
Cellular component (GO): cytoplasm; mitochondrion
Molecular function (GO): ATP hydrolysis activity; ATP binding
Source: RefSeq, a predicted model, not a curated record